CAGCUAGUUUUCUGUCAUCGUGGCGGCAUGUCAAAAUUGACGUUUCAAAAAAUUUACAACACAACACAUUCCGGAAAGAUUUCAAUAUUUGAACAAAAGGAAAUACGUGGUAGCUAACUUUUAUUGAUGAUAAGAUAGCAACAACAAUCACAUUUCAUUUGAAAUUAGUGCUGCACAAUCUGCAAAAUGGGCCUGACGAUAUCUUCAGUAUUCAACAGACUGUUCAGCAAAAAACCCAUGAGAAUAUUGAUGGUAGGUUUGGAUGCUGCAGGAAAAACUACAAUAUUAUAUAAAUUAAAACUUGGUGAGAUUGUUACCACAAUUCCAACGAUUGGAUUCAACGUAGAAACUGUGGAAUACAAAAACAUAUCGUUCACUGUGUGGGACGUCGGCGGGCAGACCAAAAUCAGAAAGCUUUGGCGACACUACUUUUCCAACACAGAUGGUUUGAUAUUCGUAGUAGACUCUAAUGAUCGAGAUCGUAUUGUUGAGGCAGAGCAGGAACUCCACAACAUGUUAAGUGAGGAAGAAUUAAGAGAUUCUGUUUUACUUAUAUUUGCUAACAAACAAGAUUUACCAAACUCCAUGUCAACUGCUGAACUGACUGAUAAGCUCAAGCUGAAUACCUUACGAAACAGAAAGUGGUACAUACAAGCAACUUGUGCUACUCAGGGCACUGGACUAUAUGAAGGACUUGAUUGGUUAUCUAAUGAGUUGGCCAAUAAGUGAACUUAUAUUUUAAUUAGGGUUUUCUAUGAAGUUUUGUCUCCAAAAUAUAUAUGUAAAAUCAAGAAUACAUUCACUGAUUAUAAGAUUUUUUUAAGAAACAUUGAAGAUAUUGCUAAAUCUCUGAAUAUCUUAGACCUUAGACUAUACACUAGCUUAAAAGUAAGGCUGUAUAACUUUGCACUUGAAAGUAUUUGUGGGAUAGAUAAAAGUCUGUCAAAAUACAUGUAUAUUUUCUCAUUUUUAUUAACAUUGUAUGUUUUACUUUGUUUUCAUUUUUAAAAUAUCGAUUUAUUUUUGUCCAAGCUAUAUUUUUGUUCUCCAAAUAAAUAUAUAGAAUAU
Acanthoscelides obtectus is the source of this 1068-nucleotide messenger RNA. The record is from the annotation of a GenBank genome assembly. Lineage: Eukaryota; Metazoa; Arthropoda; Insecta; Coleoptera; Chrysomelidae.